CGAGACCAAAGAAUAUAAAGGAACCGCAAGCCAUGAAAACACUAAUUGUUGGAAUUGGUGGAGUGACAAAUGGUGGGAAAACAACACUUGCCAAUAAACUUCUGAAAGUCCUUUCUAACUGCAGCAUAAUCAGCCAGGAUGACUACUUCAAGCCUGAUGAAGAAGUUGCAACAGAUGACAGAGGAUUUAAGCAAUAUGAUGAACUUGAGGCCUUGGAAAUGGAAAGAAUGAUGUCAGCUGUGCAGUCUUGGAUGUCUCAGUAUAACAAAAGUGCCUGCUCAGAAGAGAAAUCAAAUAGAAUGCAAGAGAGAUGUGAAAACAUGGUGCACAUUUUAAUAGUUGAAGGUUUCCUCCUGUACCAUUAUGAGCCAUUGGACAACUUAUUCGAUAGAAGAUAUUUUGUAACUGUUCCCUUUGAAGAAUGUAAAAGGCGAAGGAGUACACGGGUUUAUCAUCCUCCUGAUCCUCCAGGAUAUUUCGAUGGUUAUGUGUGGCCUAUGUACAUAAAGCACAAGACAGAAAUGGACAAAGUUCAAAACGAUAUAGUUUUUAUAGAUGGUACCAAACCUCAAGAAGAAAUUCUAUGUUUCGUUUAUAAUGAUAUAAUAAGAGCUGCUGAACAACUUACAUCUUAAUAAAGAGAUGGAAGAUUCAAAUGUAAACAACAGAACAAAAGAGAAUGUGUAAUACAGUGCAGUGGUGUCAGCUGUACUCACUACAGACUAUAGCAGUAUUACAAGGCAAUCGAUUCUACAGUGCGAUACUUUUGUUUGACUAAAAUACUAA
Nanorana parkeri is the source of this 786-nucleotide messenger RNA. RefSeq names its product nicotinamide riboside kinase 1 (gene NMRK1). Bases 33 to 635 code for a protein of 200 amino acids. Lineage: Eukaryota; Metazoa; Chordata; Amphibia; Anura; Dicroglossidae. Gene Ontology annotation, cellular component: cytoplasm. The transcript is spliced from 9 exons. The record is from RefSeq and is a predicted model, not a curated record.